AUCAUCUCUUUCUCGUCCGAAGGAUAAAUGGCGCUUUCUUUUUCCGGCACUGCUAAUCUCGCUACUCCAAAACCCUCUCUCCGCCGAACCUUCUACGUCACCAGGAAACCCCAUUCCGUCACAGUUCGCUCUGUUUCCUCGUCCCCUUCUUUCUCCACCGACCAUGCUAAUCGUGGGCCCGAAGACUGGACCCCGGGGUCCUGGAAGUCGAAGAAGGCUCACCAGCUCCCGGAAUACCCGGACGAAGCGGAGCUGGACUCGGUCCUUAGCACAAUUGGUUCCUUCCCCCCAAUUGUGUUCGCUGGCGAGGCGCGAAAGCUCCAGGAAAAGCUCGCAAACGCGGCUGUAGGAAAGGCGUUUCUGCUACAGGGAGGUGAUUGUGCCGAGAGCUUCAAAGAGUUCAACGCUGAUAACAUCAGGGAUUCCUUCCGGGUCCUGUUGCAGAUGGGGGUUGUCCUUACUUUUGGUGCACAAAUGCCCGUUAUCAAGGUGGGAAGGAUGGCAGGUCAAUUUGCUAAACCUAGGUCCGAUCAUUUUGAGACAAAAGAUGGUGUUAAGCUCCCUAGUUAUCGGGGAGACAACGUUAAUGGUGAUGCAUUUGAUGAGAAAUCUAGAACACCUGACCCUCAAAGGUUGGUUAGAGCCUAUCUCCAAUCUGUUGGCACUUUGAAUCUCCUUCGGGCAUUUGCCACCGGUGGUUAUGCUGCCAUGCAGAGGGUCUCACGAUGGAAUCUUGAUUUUGUUCAGAGCAGUGAACAAGGGGAGAGGUACAUGGAACUUGCGCAGAGGGUAGAUGAAGCUUUAGGAUUCAUGGCUGCUGCUGGACUCACUGUUGAUCACCCCAUAAUGAAUACGGUUGAGUUUUGGACAUCCCAUGAAUGCCUUCAUUUACCAUAUGAGCAGGCCUUGACCAGGGAGGAUUCGACUACUGGUCUAUAUUAUGACUGUUCUGCUCACAUGCUUUGGGUAGGUGAGAGGACUCGGCAGCUGGAUGGAGCCCAUGUUGAAUUUCUCCGGGGCAUAUCCAAUCCUCUUGGGAUAAAGGUCAGUGAUAAGAUGGAUCCAAAGGAGCUUGUGAAAUUGUGUGAAAUUCUUAACCCUCGGAACAAACCUGGGAGACUGACAAUAAUCACCCGAAUGGGAGCUGAUAACAUGCGGGUAAAGCUUCCACAUCUUAUUAGAGCAAUGCGUCAAGCUGGCCUUGUUGUCACAUGGGUAAGUGAUCCCAUGCAUGGAAACACAAUCAAGGCUCCAUCUGGUCUCAAAACUCGGUCAUUUGAUGCAAUCAGGGCUGAGUUGAGGGCAUUCUUUGAUGUUCAUGACCAAGAAGGGACCUAUCCUGGAGGAGUUCAUCUGGAGAUGACAGGGCAAAACGUAACAGAAUGUGUUGGAGGGUCAAAGACUGUGACUUUUGAUGACUUGAACUCCCGCUAUCACACGCACUGUGAUCCUAGGCUGAAUGCAUCUCAGUCACUGGAGCUGGCAUUUCUCAUUGCGGAAAGGUUGAGGAAGAAAAGGUUGAAAUCUGCUGAUGACCUCUUCACAGGGCACAAUCUUGGUGGUUCUAUGGCAUAAACAAGCCACCUUAAAACCUUAGAUCCUUAAAGUAUAAUCUGAUUUCGUUUAUCUGUUCUGUUAGUUUUGUCAUGUAAAGGUUGCAUAUUCUGCGGUUGGAAGCAACAAAAACUCUUUUUUUGGGGUACAUAAGUAAUAAAAACUCUUGCUUUUU
Messenger RNA from Rubroshorea leprosula, 1729 nucleotides. NCBI's taxonomy places the organism in Eukaryota, Viridiplantae, Streptophyta, Magnoliopsida, Malvales, Dipterocarpaceae. The record is from the annotation of a GenBank genome assembly.